Messenger RNA from Dacryopinax primogenitus, 867 nucleotides. RefSeq lists its product as uncharacterized. The record is from RefSeq and is a predicted model, not a curated record. The transcript is spliced from 2 exons. Lineage: Eukaryota; Fungi; Basidiomycota; Dacrymycetes; Dacrymycetales; Dacrymycetaceae. The coding region runs from base 1 to 867 and encodes 288 amino acids.
AUGGGACUUGGACUGGAACUCGAACUCGAACUCGGACUGGAACUGGAACUGGGACUGGGACUGGGACUGGGACUGGGACUGGGGCUGGGACUUGGGCUGGGAUUGGGGCUGGGGCUGGGGAUGGGAGCACAUUACUCGCUCACGCCUCCCCCUCCCCCUCCCUCUUCACAACUGCACGAACCCCAGCUGUCGACUCCUGCUCCUGAUAUCCUCGAUCUUGCUCAAUUUGGAGUCGAUGGGGCUGGCGGGGGGAUGGGGGAUGGGAGCAAGACUCGAGCUGAUCGAAACGUGGAUCUCGUCCGUCUUGUAUUCCAGGAUUCGUCGAUCCUGCUCCGGCUUCCGAUUAACCUCAUUCUCGACCCCGAUCUCAACCUCAAAUUCUUCAAAUCUGAUGCCACCUUAUCUCAUCCCAUCCAAUCUCAAUAUCUCAUCCAAUCUCAACCUCCAUCUCGUCCGAUCUCAACCUCCAUCUCGUCCGAUCUCAACCUCCAUCUCAACCUCCAUCUCAUCUCGUCCCUUCCCUUCCCUUCCCUUCCACUCCCACAACCUGACCCAAUCUCGAGAGCAAAUCGACUCUGCACGAGUUUACGAUCUACACGCACGCACCUACCCACGCACGACGCCUGCCCUGUCCUGGCGUCUGGUGUUUGGCGUCUGGCGGGUAUGUCACUGCUGCAUGGGAGAUACACCGACGUGCUCCGGUUGCGCUUUUCGCUUUUCUUUUUCACUUUUCGCUCUCGCCUUUUUUCACUUAGAACAAACUUUCCAACCAACCGCGUCAGCGAGAUCGCAGCACGUUGCACGCUUCGUCCUCUGAUCAUCAGGCCUUCAGCCGCUGUCAGCAGUCGGAUGUCAACAGCGCUCUGA